Messenger RNA from Lagenorhynchus albirostris (white-beaked dolphin), 2010 nucleotides. RefSeq names its product G protein-coupled receptor class C group 5 member C (gene GPRC5C). The transcript has 4 exons. Lineage: Eukaryota; Metazoa; Chordata; Mammalia; Artiodactyla; Delphinidae. Gene Ontology annotation, cellular component: plasma membrane; intracellular membrane-bounded organelle; signaling receptor complex. The coding region runs from base 33 to 1511 and encodes 492 amino acids. The record is from RefSeq and is a predicted model, not a curated record. Gene Ontology annotation, molecular function: G protein-coupled receptor activity; protein kinase activator activity. Gene Ontology annotation, biological process: G protein-coupled receptor signaling pathway.
GGACCCAGCUGGGGCCUGGCCUGGGAGCCAGGAUGGCCAUCCAGGAAGCGGUGCUGAUAUGCCUGGGACUGCCUCUCCUCCUACUCCCAGGGGCCCGGGCCCAGAACCACGCCCCAGCUGGCUGCAGCCCGGACCUCAACCCCCUCUAUUACAACCUGUGUGACCGCUCUGGGGCUUGGGGCAUCGUCUUGGAGGCAGUGGCGGGGGCGGGCAUCGUCACCACUUUUGUCCUCACCAUCUUCCUCGUGGCCAGCCUCCCCUUCGUGCAGGACACCAAGAAGCGGAGCCUGCUGGGGACCCAGGUGUUCUUCCUGCUGGGGACCCUGGGCCUCUUCUGCCUCGUCUUCGCCUGCGUGGUGAAGCCUGACUUCUCCACCUGCGCCUCUCGGCGCUUCCUCUUCGGGGUCCUGUUCGCCAUCUGCUUCUCCUGCCUGGUGGCCCACGUGUUGGCCCUCAACUUCCUGGUCCGGAAGAACCACGGGCCCCGGGGCUGGGUGGUCUUCGUCGUGGCCCUGUUGCUGAGCCUCGUGGAGGUGAUCAUCAACACGGAGUGGCUGGUCAUCACGCUGGUGCGGGCAGGGGGCGGCGAGGGUGGCCCUCCGGCCAACGGCAGUGCCAACUGGGCCACCGCCUCCCCCUGUGCCAUUGCCAACGUGGACUUUGUCAUGGCGCUCAUCUACGUCAUGCUGCUGCUGCUCUGCGCCUUUACGGGGGCCUGGCCCGCCCUGUGCGGCCGCUUCAAGCGCUGGCGGAAGCACGGGGUCUUCGUGCUGCUCACCACGGCCACCUCCAUCGCCAUCUGGGUGGUUUGGAUUGUCAUGUACACCUACGGCAACCGGCAGCGCAACAGCCCCACGUGGGAUGACCCCACGUUGGCCAUCACCCUCGCCGCCAAUGCCUGGGCCUUCGUGCUCUUCUAUGUCAUCCCUGAGGUCUCCCAGGUGACCAAGCCCAGCCCGGAGCAGAGCUACCAGGGGGACCUGUACCCCACCCGGGGCGUGGGCUACGAGACCAUCCUGAAAGAGCAGAAGGGCCAGAGCAUGUUUGUGGAAAACAAGGCGUUUUCCAUGGACGAGCCAGCCUCAGCUAAGAGACCAGUGUCACCGUACAGCGGGUACAACGGGCAGCUGCUGACCAGUGUGUACCAGCCCACUGAGAUGACCCUGAUACACAAAGCCCCGUCGGAAGGAGCUUACGACGUCAUCCUCCCGCGGGCCACUGCUAACAGCCAGGUGAUGGGCAGUGCCAACUCCACCCUGCGGGCCGAAGACAUCUACGCAGCCCAGAGCCACCAGGAGGCCACCCUGCCGAAGGAAGACAAGAACUCCCAGCCUCAGCCAGUCCCGCCCUGCUCCAAGGCGAAGCCAAACCGUGGCGAAGGUGGCCCUUGCCCUUCUCACCUGCGCCUCCUGCCACCACCUGGACCGUGGAAGGCCGCUGAGCUGGGCAAAGCUCACUCGAGACCCGGACAGAUCGUGCCUCUCUUCCUGGCCUGCGGGUCCUGGAUCUGAGCCCCUCUGCAUCACCACCUGAUACCUUCAUUGAACUAGGUCCCAUCAAGACACAAGGUAGGGGCUAGGGCGGCAUUCUCAGGGGUCGAUUGAGAGUCCUGGGCCAGAUGGACCGGGGUCUAGGCCUCUCCCAGGACUGAGACUUGUGGGACUGGGCGCAGCCCCUUAGGUACGAGGUGUCCAUUUCCUGGCGGGCAGAUGGCUAGGCUUCUGCCUCACCUUGGGCACCUCGACAGCGCUGGUGCUGUCAUCAUCUAUGACAGGCUCCACCAGGUCCUGAUGGCCACCAAGGGAAGUGGGGGCGUCCUGGCGACCUGCAUGAUGCUGGCACUGGCAAAGAUGUGCACACAGCUCCAGACUCGUGGGAACGAGAUCUCUGCAGUGUCUCCUUGGCCUCCUGCCCUCGGGUACCAGAGCUGGCUCCUCCAAGGGGCUCAAGCCAGGUGUGUCCCCAGAGCUCACCUCUGCCUGCUGAGACGAGGCAGGAUGAGCACAACGC